UUUUUAAUCAAAAAAAAGCAAUGCUCUUAAUUUCUCCUUAAUUUUUUUCGACAAGUUAUCACUAGGUCACAUGACCCCUACUGGCCAAAAUGGCGGACAACAAAACAUUUCAAAUGUAAACAAAACGUAUUGUGAGAUUUAAAGAACCGUUGUAUUAACGGCAGUGGAUUUGAUUGCAUGCUUUACCAAUUAACAGCUAAGAUUGCCAAGGUUAUAAGAAUAAUGGAUAAUACAGAAACUGCAGGGGGUUGUGCAUUCAGUAUAUCUGUCGAUGAGGACCAGCCAAGAGCAAAAAUUCCAAAGAGGCUACAGGAGAGAGCCCAAAACAAGAAAAAGGUUCAUUCGAAGGAAGAAAUAGAUGAGAAGCAGAGGAAGGCAGAUGAAAGGAGAACAGCACACAGUAAAGAGAAAAUCCAGCGGAUGAAAGAAAACCAAGAGCAAUGCUUGAAAAUCAACCAAAAAGUCCAAGUCCUCAUUCAGCAGGAUGCAAAGCGCCGUGGGGCUCCAGGCACAGAACACAUCCGUCCAAUUUCUUCAAAGGAAGCUGUGUCACUUAUUAGAAGUGUUGCUUCUGACAUGGGGAAAAUCACUCAAGGUCUUAAUGAAGAUGUACACAAGGCAACAAGCAGCUCAUUGUGAUCCAACUUAUUAAAUUGCUGCAUACCUUUCUGUAAUUUUAUAUUGGAGGAUGUUGCAGAAGUAUUUAGAAGCAUACAUGCCAAAAAGUUGCUGUUGUGAUUAAACAUCCCUCCCUAUAACAGUUUUGUGUAGUGAUUGGACAUUGAAUGGUUUUAUAAAGCAUCAAAAAGCUCAGCAACUUCAUAAAUACAGAUUUGAUUGAAUAGCAUAUCUCCAUAUCUAUACACAUAUAAAUAAUAUACUCCAGAGAAGUUUAGAUGUGAUGCUUGUGUACUCACCUAUUUGUCGUGUGCACAAGAAAAAACUAGUAUUUAUUUUUAAUUAAGUUUAUUACUUUUAUUGAAAAAUAUAGCAAUAGCUCUUAUUUUAAAAAAUAUAUAAUUUUAUUGCACUUGUGCUGUUUGUGUUUAAUUUAUUUUGUAUGUACAUAAGAUUACUUCGACUAACUAAAUUUCCAUUUAAGUGACAA
Messenger RNA from Lingula anatina, 1108 nucleotides. RefSeq lists its product as uncharacterized. The record is from RefSeq and is a predicted model, not a curated record. NCBI's taxonomy places the organism in Eukaryota, Metazoa, Brachiopoda, Lingulata, Lingulida, Lingulidae. Gene Ontology annotation, biological process: regulation of microtubule polymerization or depolymerization.